Dibothriocephalus latus is the source of this 312-nucleotide messenger RNA. Lineage: Eukaryota; Metazoa; Platyhelminthes; Cestoda; Diphyllobothriidea; Diphyllobothriidae. The record is from the annotation of a GenBank genome assembly.
AUGGGAGCGGCUGAUCAGGAGAAGCAACCGUGUCCCUUCAAUGUCAGACCGUGUCAGGGGGAAGAAGGAGUUGCUGUCAAGUCUUCCUGCAGCGAGGCAGUCAAGAAGAGGACACAUCGCAGAAAAAGCAGAAAGAAACGAGUUUCUGAGCCGCCAGCUGCAGUCAGCCAACCACCAAUCUACUCAUUCUACCUCAUUGGACUGAAGAUUAAAAAUGACUCCAGGAUCUGCGUCCUGCGGUACGAUCCCCGACGGCAGCAAACAGAACAGUUCGCCGACUGCGAGAGGCGUGGAGCCCCCACCUUCACUGUC